AUUCACUCCCACUUUCCAGAUUCUCCUAAAACUGGGUUCCUAAAGUAUUAAUAUAUAUGUGUGUAAGUAGCUCAGUUCUGAAGUCAGAUUGACUUGAAUUCUAAUCCAGGUUUCUCUGCCAACUCAAGUAUGUGACUCUAGGUAUGCAAAGAAGCCUUUUCACGCAGAUGUCCUUAGAGAUAAUAUGGAUCAGUCCGGAGUUCUCCUCUGGGUGAAAGCAGAACCCUUCAUAGUGGGUGCCUUGCAGAUUCCCCCUCCGUCCAAGUUCAGUCUUCACUAUCUCAGGAAGAUAUCCACCUAUGUGCGAACACGGACCAUAGAGGGAGGUUACCCACGCCUGUCUUGGUCUACAUGGAGGCACAUUGCAUGUGGGAAGCUGCAGUUGGCUAAGGAUCUGGCAUGGCUUUACUUUGAAAUGUUUGAUAGUCUUGCAAUGAAGACACCAGAGGAGCGCCUGGAAUGGUCUGAGAUUCUGUCCAACUGCAUGUCUGAGGAUGAAGUCGAAAAGCAAAGAAAUCAGCUUUCCGUGGACACCCUGCAGUUUCUGCUCUUCUUACAUAUACAGCAGUUAAACAAGGUCUCCCUGAGGACAUCUUUGAUUGGGGAAGAGUGGCCUAGUCCCAGACACAGAGCUCAGUCUCCUGACCUGACUGAAAAAUCCAGUUGUCAUAAUAAGAACUGGAAUGAUUACAGUCAUCAGGCUUUUGUCUGUGAUCAUCUGUCAGAUCUCCUUGAGCUGCUUUUAGACCCAGAGCAACUUACUGCAUCAUUUCAUUCAACCCACAGUAGUCUAGUCUCUCGGGAAGCUGUUGUGGCGCUCAGCUUUCUUAUCGAAGGUACAGUGAGUGGAGCUAGGAAGAUAUACCCGCUCUAUGAACUUGCACUGUGGCAACCACUGCAUGCGGAAACUGGCUUCUCAAAGACCUCUAAGACUUUUUCUUUCUACAAGCUGGAAGCCUGGUUAAGAACCUGCUUGACUGGGAAUCCAUUUGGUACAUCUGCUUGCCUCAAGUCUGGAAAGAAAUUGGCUUGGGCUCACCAAGUUGAAGGGACAACCAAGAGAGCGAAGAUUGCCUGUAAUACUCAUGUGGCCCCAAGGAUGCACCGCAUGGUGGUGAUGAGCCAGGUUUACAAGCAGACAUUGGCCAAGAGCUCAGAUACUCUGGUGGGGGCACAUGUAAAGAUCCAUCGUUGCAACGAGUCUUUUAUAUAUCUGCUCUCUCCCUUACGAUCCGUGACAAUUGAGAAGUGCAGAAAUAGCACCUUUGUCCUGGGCCCUGUACAGACUGCUCUUCACCUCCACAGCUGUGACAACGUUAAAGUCAUUGCUGUUUGCCAUCGUCUGUCCAUCUCGUCGACGACAGGUUGCAUCUUUCACAUUCUGACACCUACACGCCCCCUUAUUCUCUCUGGGAACCAGAGAGUAACUUUUGCCCCUUUUCAUACCCAUUACCCAAUGCUGGAGGACCACAUGGCUAGGACCGGCCUUGCUACAGUGCCUAACUAUUGGGAUAAUCCCAUGAUUGUGUGCAGAGAGAACAGCAGCCCAAGUGUCUUCCGACUCCUAUCACCAUGUGAAUUCUAUGUGUUUAUUAUUCCAUUUGAAAUGGAAGGGGACACAACAGAGAUACCUGGGGGUCUUCCAUCUGCAUAUCAGAAAGCACUGAGCCAAAGGGAAAAAAAGAUACAGGUCUGGCAGAAAACUGUGAAGGAAGCUCGUUUAACAAAGGAUCAAAGGAAGCAGUUUCAGGUACUUGUAGAAAACAAGUUUUAUGAGUGGUUGAUUAAUACAGGACACCGUCAGCAGCUGGACAGCCUUGUGCCUCCUGCAGCAGGCUCCAAACAAGCAGCAGGAUAAGGCUUCCUCAUCGAAACACUGUCAUUUUCAGGGUCCUGGCAACAUGUGAAUGAACAGAAGAUGGUGCACACGUCAAAACUAAACUGGGAAGGUGCUCUUGCUGCUUGAGACUUUGGAGAUUUUUCUUCCUAUUUAAGACCUUUAUGUUUCCUUCCAAUUUCAUUUGUUAUUGUUUACAUUGAAUUUUAGUCUAAACUUCUAUUAUAUAAACAUAUUGUUUAUAGAAUAUCAGAAGGCUCACUUUAUGAUACUAAAAUGAAAAAGUUGAUGAAGACAUUAUGUUAAUAUUCAAAUGACUUGAGUAUUGAUUUAGUAAACCUUACAUUUUAAGUUGUGUAAUGAAAGGGUUUCAUCCUUUCUAGAGUUAAAUAAGAGUUUUAUAGUUCUUUGUAAGUAUUUAAAUUGAAAUUGCUAUGCCUUUUAAAAAAGAAUUGAAAUGAAAGUAUGACUUGUUGGAGUAUAAAUAUAAAUAUAGCAGAAAUGCUUUUAUACAAAGAUAUUUUAGUCCUUAAAGUAUACAACAAUGAAAUUGUGUAGACUUUUUAUUUUUCAUUUUCUGCUUCAAAUUUUCAAUAAAACUCUAAAAGGUAAUUUUCUCCUUUUGAUUAAAAAAUAAAGUUUUAACUUUAGGAAAGGUUUCCAAAGUCAUUCUGUGAUGUUAUAUCAAAAUAAAGUUUACAUUUGAUAGGAGAGUUGUGUUCUUUAAGAUAAAGGAAAAGUUUAAUAAAUAAUCUGAUUGCUGAUA
Bubalus bubalis (water buffalo) is the source of this 2603-nucleotide messenger RNA. RefSeq names its product TBCC domain containing 1 (gene TBCCD1). The record is from RefSeq and is a predicted model, not a curated record. The transcript has 8 exons. Bases 185 to 1858 code for a protein of 557 amino acids. NCBI's taxonomy places the organism in Eukaryota, Metazoa, Chordata, Mammalia, Artiodactyla, Bovidae. Gene Ontology annotation, cellular component: spindle pole centrosome. Gene Ontology annotation, biological process: maintenance of centrosome location; maintenance of Golgi location.